GCCGUCCCGCGGCUGUGGGCACAGCGAGAGGCUCGGAGGGACCGACACCUGUGUGCACCAUGGCGAGCCCCUGCGUGGAGCUGAGCAACAAGAUGAAGAUUCCCUGCGUGGGACUGGGCACUUGGCAGGCUCCACCAGGAAAGGUAGAAGAAGUGGUGAAGUAUGCCAUUGGUGCAGGCUACCGUCACUUCGACUGUGCCUAUUUCUACCAGAAUGAAAAUGAGAUUGGGAAUGCAGUCAAGCAGAAGAUCAAGGAGGGGGCCGUGAAACGGGAAGACCUCUUCAUUGUCACAAAGUUGUGGAACACAUUUCACGAGAAGUCCCUGGUUAAGGUAGCGUGCAAGAAGAGCCUUGAUGCACUGCAACUGGACUACCUUGACCUCUACCUGAUGCACUUCCCUAUGGGAUUCAAGGCUGGUGAAGAACUGCAUCCUCUGGAUGACAAGGGUAUGAGUAUCCCCAGUGACACCAAUUUUCUGGACACAUGGGAGGCCAUGGAAGAGCUGGUGGACUGUGGUCUGGUAAAAGCUAUUGGUGUAUCCAACUUUAACCAUGAGCAGAUUGAAAGAAUCUUGAACAAGCCAGGACUAAAAUACAAGCCAGUAAUGAACCAGGUUGAAUGCCAUCCAUACCUCACCCAGGAAAAGUUGAUCAACUACUGUAAGUCCAAAGGGAUUGCUGUGACUGCAUAUAGCCCCCUUGGCUCUCCUAACCGCCCAUGGGCCAAGCCAGGAGACCCUACACUGAUGGACGAUCCCAAGAUAAAAGAGAUUGCAGCCAGACACCAUAAAACCCCUGCCCAGGUUCUGAUCCGGUUUCUCGUCCAAAGAGAUGUGAUUGUCAUUCCCAAGUCUGACAAACCACAGCGGGUUGAGGAGAACAUCAAGGUAUUUGACUUUGAACUGUCUAAAAAGGAGAUGGAUGUCAUCCUCAGCUUCAACAGGAACUGGAGGGCAGUUCCAGUGCUCCAAGCUGUCAAUCACAAGGACUAUCCAUUCAAAGCGGAGUAUUAAUGCCCGUGGUUUCCGAGAGACCUCUGUUUAACUCCUUCCAGAGUAGAGGAUGUAUGCAGCUUAGUACUGAUGACUUCUUCUGCGCUUGACAAUCAUUAGCAGCAGUUACUUGGCCUUCUUUUUCAGCAGACCACUAGCUGGUAUAAAAAUGCAUCAGUAGGGAUGGGUCUUUUGUUAUGAUGGUAAAAAGAAAUCUGGUUUUGAUUAGCAGUCAAAAGACAAUGUCUUUUCAUUUCCUUUUUUCCUUGUCUUCCUUAAUUAGAGACAUGUUCAACAAAAAAACUUUGGUUACUUACUAAGUUUUUUUUGUAUGUUCUUUCCAGUGCAGUCAGUGCUACUGGCUCAUGACUUGCUCUCAAGGAAUGCUGUCUUUAAUUACUUUGCUUUUUUACAUAGCUGUGAUUUUUAUCAUAUGACUCCCUAAUGCUUUAUUUUAUAUGAAUAAAGUUUGAAUAACAACAAAA
This is a messenger RNA of Apus apus (common swift), 1477 nucleotides long. RefSeq names its product aldo-keto reductase family 1 member B10-like. NCBI's taxonomy places the organism in Eukaryota, Metazoa, Chordata, Aves, Apodiformes, Apodidae. The transcript is spliced from 10 exons. Bases 60 to 1013 code for a protein of 317 amino acids. The record is from RefSeq and is a predicted model, not a curated record. Gene Ontology annotation, molecular function: aldose reductase (NADPH) activity. Gene Ontology annotation, cellular component: cytosol.